UUGAGUUGGAGGAGCGGAGAAGCGAUGGCGGUGCACCCAUAGACUUCCCGAGCAAAGUUAAGUUGCUCUGAAAAUGUCAUUAGAUUCACGCGCGAUAAAAGUGCAGUUUUUCGAAAACUUUUGGAGAGCUCGCGGUUGACUGACCCGCGCGCGCGUGACCGGGAAGCGCUUCACUCUGUGCCCGAGCGACGUGUCCUUGGCGACGGCAGACUUUCGGGAGCCGCUGAUAUUUUGUGAACUUCGGAGAGGAGUCGGGCGAGCUAAUGCGUUAGCACGGCACUUAGCCUGUCGUGUUUAACUCAUACAACGUGUGUGUUUAGUAGCUAUGGUGGAUGGCUAUUUUUGUACCAGCAGAGAAGUUAAUAAUUUAACUUUUAAAAGAAGUAUCUCAGGUGUUGAAAUAAUCGUAUGAACGUUUAGCUUGAUUCAUUCGCAUGGGAUGAGCAGGUACUUUGCACCUGUAGCCCGACGGCAUUGAAAACGUACAAGCUGGUAUGUUGUUGGAUAGUUUCUUUUUUUUUUAAACAGAGUUUAAUUGUCUUUAAAUUAAGACACAUUUGCAUUUCCCGUUGCGUUGAAUUCAACAGAAAGACUGAUAAUGUAGUUUAUACUGUCAGAAAUAAACGUCGCUGGUUUAUAAAACGCCGCGGCUAAUGCUGAUGUCCGAGCUUCACAGACACUUCGUGCUCCGAAAUUGUUUAGCUGGCUUAUGUGGAAACAAAGCAAUGAGUCUCUUAACCUCUGUUAAGCCAGACUUAACCUGAGCCACUCUCCAUUAAUGAAGCGUUCAUUUGAUAUAAAGUGGGAUUUGUGAGGAACUCCGCUCAGUCCAGUUGAAACUGUUUUGUUUAGACGCGUCAGGUUUUACUCUGAUUUGACAUCAGUGCACCCUAUGGUGCCCCUGCAGGCACCGAGACAUGGAUGUUCCCCAGGCCGUUAUCCCAAACGGUGAGGGGCGCCUGAGCCUCGACGACCAUGUCUGGACGGAGUCCACAAACUCGAGGGCUUGGGCUCAUUCUGCUCCCCUGUGUCCCCGCUCGCUCUGGACCGCGGUGUUUGACUAUGAGGCCAGCGGGGAGGACGAGCUCAGCCUGCGGCGAGGAGACGUGGUGGAGGUCCUGUCUAAAGACGCUGCCAUCUCGGGAGACGAAGGGUGGUGGACGGGAAAAAUUAACCAUCGCGUGGGCAUCUUCCCAUCUAAUUAUGUUACAUAUCAACCAGCCAUCUACAGGCUUCCCGCGGGGGCCGCGGUGGGGGCUCCGGAGACCGACCCGUCUGCCCCUGUUCGGAUACCGUUCUCUGAACUCAUUAUAGAAGAAAUAAUCGGCGUUGGUGGCUUUGGCAAAGUUUACAGGGGGAAUUGGAAAAACCAGGAGGUCGCAGUGAAGGCAGCUCGGCAGGACCCCGACGAAGACAUCAAAGCUACUGCGGACAGUGUUAAGCAGGAAGCCAAACUUUUCUCAAUGCUUCAACAUCCUAAUAUUAUUCAACUAGAGGGGGUGUGUUUGGAGGAGCCGAACCUGUGCCUAGUUAUGGAAUAUGCCCGUGGAGGGACUCUGAACCGUGCCUUGACGGGCAGAAAGAUCCCACCUCACAUCCUUGUGAACUGGGCCGUCCAGAUCGCCAGGGGCAUGCACUAUCUCCAUGAAGAGGCUGUAGUUCCCAUCAUUCAUCGCGACCUGAAGUCCAGCAACAUUUUAUUACUUGAAAAAAUCGAAAAUGACGACAUUGGUCGAAAAACCCUGAAGAUUACUGACUUUGGCCUGGCUCGGGAGUGGCACAAAACAACCAAGAUGAGUGCAGCUGGCACUUACUCCUGGAUGGCUCCUGAGGUCAUCAAAUCCUCCCUGUUUUCCAAAGGGAGUGAUGUCUGGAGUUAUGGUGUCCUGCUUUGGGAAUUAUUGACUGGAGAGGUUCCUUACCGAGGAAUUGAUGGCUUGGCAGUUGCCUAUGGUGUGGCCGUCAACAAAUUAACCCUUCCCAUUCCAUCUACUUGUCCCGAGCCUUUUGCCAAGCUCAUGGAGGAAUGCUGGGAGCAGGAUCCUCAUAUCCGUCCAUCCUUUUCUGCCAUCUUGGAGCAGCUGAUUGCCAUAGAGGAGGCAGUGAUGGCCACAAUGCCACAGGACUCCUUCCACUCAAUGCAAGAGGACUGGAGAGUGGAAAUCCAGGAAAUGUUUGAUGAGCUACGCACUAAAGAAAAGGAGCUCCGUUCUCGUGAGGAAGAGCUGACACGAGCGGCCCUUCAGCAGAAGUCUCACGAGGAGCUGUUGAAGAGGAGGGAACAGCAGCUGGCCGAGCGAGAGAUCAACGUUCUUGAACGGGAACUCAACAUUCUCAUUUUCCAACUCAACAAGGACAAGCCCAACGUUAAGAAACGAAAGGGCAAGUUUAAGCGCAGUCGCCUUAAACUCAAAGACGGCAACCGCAUCAGCUUACCGUCAGAUUUUCAGCAUAAGAUCACAGUUCAGGCCUCUCCCACCAUGGACAAGAGAAGAAGCCUCAACAGCACUAACUCCAGCCCUCCCAGCAGCCCUACAAUGAUUCCUCGUCUCCGAGCCAUCCAGUUGAGCCACCCAUGUGACACUAGCCGAAGGGACAGUAUGUUUGUGUAUCACCAGGAUGUGGAUAUCACAAGCGAGUGUAAACCACCUAGCGGUUUUAGGAAGAAAGUGACCCUGGAUGAGAGCAAUAGAACAUGGGGUCGAAGCACCAAUUACAAACCUGAAGAUUUUGAAGAUGUUAAAAAAGGGAUUAAGAAGAAAGGCCGAACAUGGGGACCAAGCUCUGUACAGACGAAGGAAAGAGGAAAUUGUGCUGAAAGAGUUCGACCUCUCUCUGAUGGAAGCAGUCCCUGGUCCACGAGUCUCAUGAAGAGCCAGAAAUCUGUUCCAUUGGCUGCCUUAUUUGCUGAGCAAGCAACCAGUAAAGAUGAACCAUGUCCUGCUGAUGGAUCUGACAACAAACCAAAGCAAUUCAAGUUCCCCAACCAGGUGUAUAUCGAUCUACCUCUGUGGAAAGAUGAACAGGGGGACAACCAGGGACCGGGUGGAGGAGGUGAGAGCCAGGACGACCCAACAACAUCCACAAGUUCCACCAGCACCACACCCCAGCACACACCCACCAACAGCCUUAAACGCGCUACCACACGCCGGCGCACAGACUCUGUCCUUUACGGCUGCGCCUCCAUCCUGGCAUCCGUCGCGCUUGGCUUUGACCUGCGGGAGGUUUGCAAGGCCACCAGCAACGAGGAACCAGAGCCACGUGAGGAGAAGAAGAAACGAGAGGGACUUUUUCAACGUGCUACUCGCUUCCGUCGCAGCACCAGCCCACCUGGGGGCCGUUCACGAAAGGAUGAGGUUCCUGCAGGGCCUGUCAACCUGCUCGCCAUGUCAUCAAUUUCUGAGUGCAACUCCACCAAGUGCCUCCUGCAUUCAGAUUUUGAGUACAGCCCGGUGAAGGAGUCUCCACUCAGCAGUCUGCAGAUUCAGAAUACGAGUGUACAGAGUGUGGCGACCCCAGCAAAAAGUGACGCUCCCCCCUCAACCCCCUUACAAGAUCAUUUAACUGGAUCUAACUCUCGGCUUAGGAGAAAGAAGUCCAGCCCCGCGGUGUGUCAGACAACUAACGGCAACGGUAACUCCCAGACCAAUCCCGUUGAUUCUUAUACCACCGGCUCCUCCUUAAAAAUUAAACCUGAACCUGCUCAAGAGAAGCAAACCCCCAGUGAACCAGUAUCCAGACCCAGACCACUUUCCCUAAGAAAGUCUCAUUCUUGGGGACUUCUUAAGAGUCGCAACAAGACCUAUUCUCUGGGGCACUGCUCUGGGGGCAAAAGUGCCCAAACCUUGGACAUUUCCUUCUCCUCGGACAUCAAAAUGGACUGCUCAUUGCUGGAUGUGGACACUGAGGGUCAAAAACGAGACUGCACAGUUCCCCUCUGUCGCAUACAGAGCGCCCCAGGUCGGCCUUGUGUCUUUGAGCUAGAGAAAGAGUUUUUUUCCUGAAAUAAGCUGCCUUUUCAUCUGGACGCAUUUUUAACUUGAAUUUGUCAUUUAGAUGUUUAUAUCUCUUCCUGAAGAUUAACAUCAUGGCCUUUGAUCAAUAUUUGAGCCAUUGCUGCUGGAGUUAAUCUGUAGUAUGUUUAUUUAUAUUCUGUUUACUUUAUGUAAUUUAAGAUGACGUGAAAUAUAUGAAGUAAAUGAUCAACAUUCCACUGGAUUUGCAGUAGAAGUGCUGGUUUGUAGCGUUUAAGCAAUAACUUACUAUUUGUAAACAUUUUACACCGAUGAACAGUAGCUCUUCUUUUAGAAACUAAAGUAUUCAGGCAUUUUUGUCAUCUGUUUCUGUGUCAUGUAAUGUCAUGUGAAAGACAUAAACAGGGCCCACAGUGUUUUUAUAAAUAAUAUUAGAUGUUGGAGUAAAGAGUACAGUGGCGUACUGUAGCUAAUGUGAAUGAACAAAAUAACAAAUUGAUUCCUGAAACAAGCAGACAUUAGCAUUCAAAUAAUAUUUUCUAUUUGGUUGGUUGGUAUAGUCCUUGAAAGGUUUGUUGGAAACCCAUUCAUUGACUUGCAGUUUAUUAUCUACUAGAAUGAAAUAUUUUUAUCUUCAUGACCUUGCAUUCCAGGCAUUCCCUAUAUGACCUUUGAAUUCAGAUCAAUUUUAUAGGUUACAUAUAACUCAUGUUAUGAAUUUUGUAUUUCUGAGACACUGUCUUAAAGGGACACUCCACUUUUUUUGAAAAUAUGCUCAUUUUCCAGCUCUCUUAGAGUUAAACAUUUGAUUCUUACCGUUUUGGAAUCCAUUCAGCUGAUCUGGCUCUAGCACUUUUAGCAUAGCUUAGCACAAUCCAUUGAAUCUGAUUAGACCAUUAG
Molecule: messenger RNA, 4874 nt
Organism: Paramisgurnus dabryanus
Lineage: Eukaryota; Metazoa; Chordata; Actinopteri; Cypriniformes; Cobitidae
Gene: map3k21
Product: mitogen-activated protein kinase kinase kinase 21
Biological process (GO): protein phosphorylation
Molecular function (GO): JUN kinase kinase kinase activity; protein binding; ATP binding
Source: RefSeq, a predicted model, not a curated record